CGCUCACUCUGCCAGCGUUGCUUGGAGAGCCGAGUGCCAGCGCUCCCGCCAAGGAGCCUGAAAUAUAGACACAACCACUUUGGGUUUUUGUUUUUUGACUUUUUGCGCAGUUUGGUUUGUCUUUCUUUAGACCAAGUCCUUGGGCGUCAGGAAGCCGGAAUUGAGGCAAUCAUUGAUGGAAAUGGAGACUACAGGCUAUCAGGACAUUAGUGCGCUGGAGAAAUCGGUGGCAAAUGCCGGUUCGCAGCUCUAUACGAUGGCCCACAAGCUGCAUGCCGUGGAACGGAGCCUGGAACAGACAACCAUGGAACAGAUGGACGAAAUGGAGGUGCUGGAGCUGCUUGAGUCGAUGAGCGAGGUGACCAAUGAGUACCAGAAUCUGCGCAAGGACAUCCGGGAGGUGCAGCAAUUGCAGCGUGACGUCAGCAGCUCCAUACGCUACCAGAUGCGCAGCAUGCAGCAGACAUUCCAUACCCUUAAGCAAAGGAUAGCCACCUCCCAGAAGCACCAGCAGCAGCAGCAACAACAACAGAAGCAGCAAAGUCAGCAAAAACCCUAAAUCAGAGUGGGGAUAGUGGGGCUAUAAUAGGUGGGGAUGGGGAUAUCAGUAAGGACCUACCCCAUUGCCCCGCCCAGGCCAUUUAUGAAUAAUCCAUGAACUUUAUUGAUUGGCCUGGGCGCUGGGUCAAAGAGGAGGAGCGAGGACGUGGGGGAUAGGUAAUGGGAAUCGGGGAGGGAUAAAAUGAGGGUUAAGAGGUCUGGGGACACCAAUCUGAAGCAAUCAACUGUGUAACUAUAUCGCUAAUACACACCACACCAAGCAUUUAGACUCGAAAUCAGAUCCUCUACUUUAUACGAUAUACUUAGUGAACUAUAAACCAAAUAACACCCGACCGAUUUAAGCACACAACACGCACACACUUCUAGUCUUAGGAAUAGCGUACUUUACGAUGAACCGAAUAAUGUCUGAUGCACUUUUCCAAAAUUUGCCUUAACAUAAUCGUAUUUGAGCUAGUUUUUGAUACGACACGUUUUGAAAAUAUAACUGAUACCCAUAAUACAAACAAAUAUGAUUAACAAAACAUACAUAUUAAGCUACACACACAAUGGCAACCUAUUUUUGGUUAUUCUUGUGUUUGUUUCACUUUUUGGAAAUUUGUUUGUUGAACGAAAACUGAAUAAAAAGUAUAAGUUAACAAAGUC
This is a messenger RNA of Drosophila ananassae, 1203 nucleotides long. Its product is annotated as probable basic-leucine zipper transcription factor K. NCBI's taxonomy places the organism in Eukaryota, Metazoa, Arthropoda, Insecta, Diptera, Drosophilidae. Bases 176 to 559 code for a protein of 127 amino acids. The record is from RefSeq and is a predicted model, not a curated record. The transcript has 2 exons.